Vicia villosa (hairy vetch) is the source of this 1578-nucleotide messenger RNA. Its product is annotated as cinnamoyl-CoA reductase CAD2-like. The record is from RefSeq and is a predicted model, not a curated record. The transcript is spliced from 5 exons. Lineage: Eukaryota; Viridiplantae; Streptophyta; Magnoliopsida; Fabales; Fabaceae. Gene Ontology annotation, molecular function: oxidoreductase activity, acting on the CH-OH group of donors, NAD or NADP as acceptor. Bases 217 to 1197 code for a protein of 326 amino acids.
UUCUGCCAUUAAUAAACUAGUAUGUCAAAACUAAAUCAAACAAGCUUUGAGUUAUAUAUGUCACUUCUCAUUCUAUAACCGCCUUCUCUUGUUUUGGAAUAUAUAUUCAAUCUCUAGAAAACGAUGAAUUUUGUGAAUCAUUCCUGCAAUACUUUUUCCUUUAAGUAUGUGGUUUUUUCUAUCUAUCAAUUGUUAAGAGAGAUAGAAAUUUAGAAGAUGAAUAUCGGUGAUGGAAAAGUGGUGUGUGUAACAGGUGCUUCUGGUUAUAUUGCUUCAUGGAUUGUUAAGUUUCUUCUCCAACGUGGUUACACUGUUAGAGCCACUGUUCGUAAUAUAAGUAAUCCAAAUAAGGUUGAUCACUUGCUUAAACUUGAUGGUGCAAAGGAAAGGUUGCAACUCUUCAAGGCUGAUCUAUUAGAAGAAGGUUCAUUUGAUUCUGUUAUUCACGGCUGUCAUGGUGUCUUUCAUACUGCUUCACCGGUUCAUUUGGUUAUCGACGGUGACCCUCAGACAGAAUUAGUUGAUCCUGCGGUGAAGGGAACUCUAAAUGUUUUGAAUUCAUGUGCCAAAUCACCAUCUGUUAAACGAGUUGUUUUAACUUCUUCUUUUGCUUCUGUUGCGUAUAACGGAAGACCUCUAACACCAGAAGUUGUAGUUGAUGAGACAUGGUUUUCAAAUGCAGAUUUCUUAUUGGAAGAAAAGAUGUGGUAUUCAUAUGCAAAGACUUCAGCAGAAGAAGCUGCAACAAAAUUUCUAACAGAAAACAAUAUUGACUACGUUGUUAUGAAUCCAGGUGUGACGAUUGGUCCUCUCUUGCAACCUGAGCUUAACCAAAGUUCUGCUUUCAUUUUUGACUUAAUAAAUGGUUCAGAAACAUUAAUGAACGCUGCUUUUGGAUGGAUCAAUGUGAAGGAUGUUGCAAAUGCACAUAUUCUGGCAUAUGAGGAUUCUUCGGCUAAUGGAAGAUAUUGUUUGGUUGAAAGAGUGAUACAUUUCUCUGAACUUACUAAGAUUUUGCAUCAUAUGUAUUCAUCAUUGCAAAUUCCGAACAAGUGUACAGAUGAUAAGCCUUUGAUGCAAACAUUUCAAGUUUCUAAAGAAAAGGCAAAAAAGUUGGGAGUUGAAUUUAUUCCCCUGGAAGUGAGCCUCAGAGAGAUAAUAGAAAGUUUAAAAGAGAAAGAGUUUAUUAGCUUCUAAUUUAUGAUAUUUCAUUUAGAGAAAAUAUUGAUAAUCUUAAUAGGGAUUGUAUUCAGAAACUCAGCAUAAGGAUGAAUUAAUAGGGUGUUUUUUAUCCGUUGGGUUUUUUAAAUCAAGCCCAUUGGGAAUGUAAGUUCACAGCUCUGCUGCAGCUGAAAGUUAUAAUUUGGAGUCUCAUUUUCCUUUAGAUUCCAUUUCUCAUGCAAAAUGGUUUUGUAGAGUAUUAAGGGGGAAAAUGCCAAUUGGGGGAAAAUGCCAAUCGAAGGUCUCAGUUAUUUGAUUUGCAACUUGUUGGAGUAUUUGGACUUAGAGAAAUAAUAUUUUGUUUAGAGGGAAAAUAGCGGAUAUUGGUGAAGUUGUGUUAAUAAACUCUAAAAUCAU